UAGUUUCUUGUAAGCCUCCUAAAGUUUUCUUCGACUUACCUAUAUUAUUUCAUGUCCAAAAAUUAUUCCUCACAGUUAAACCAAAAAAACAUUUAAAGGCAAUUUCAAUACUUUGUGGAAUUACUAGUGAAACAGAAAAAAGUUCCUCAUUUAAAUUUACCUCUGAUCAAAUUGGAAUUCUUCGAAAAAUGUUACAAAAAAAUUCAGAUAUAAAUUUAGCAUUAGGGUUUAUUCAAAGAGAUGAAAUAAUUGGUGGUUAUGCUGAUGAUAUUUCUGAAACAAUUGAACAAUCUAUUGCUAAAGCAGAAUUUCAGUGUGGGACAGAUAAUGUUCGAAUUUUUUGUGAAUUUCUUUGUUGUGCUCCCUGUGGGUUAACUUCUUUGGAAUUACUAGAUGCUUUUAGAAUGAGAAAUUAUGCUACUGGUUUUAUGUUUGAGCCUCAAGAUGUAUUAAGUGCCACUCCUUUACUUGUACUUAGACAACUUGGAUCUCUUCUAGAUUUUAUUAUAAUGGAUAGAAGAAGAGUUUAUUUUUUCCGCUCAACACAAUUUGCUCAAACAGUCCAGCAAAGAUAUUUACAAACAGCUGGGGAUAUUAAAUUAGCUAAUGAAACACUUGCAAAUAUUUUUUUAAAUCCAAAUGAGAAUUUAGAAAAUGGUAAUGAACAAGAAGCCUCUGCAAUGGCUAUGGUCUUUCCUAGACCUUUAUCUAAAGAUGGAGGAAUGGGCAUUGAUAUAAGGAGAGCGAGGUGGGAGAGAAUUUUAAAAAUUUGUAAAAGUUUUCUCUUUAAUCCAAUCGGAUCUCAAUUUUAG
This is a messenger RNA of Meloidogyne enterolobii, 812 nucleotides long. The record is from the annotation of a GenBank genome assembly. Lineage: Eukaryota; Metazoa; Nematoda; Chromadorea; Rhabditida; Meloidogynidae.